Molecule: messenger RNA, 2446 nt
Organism: Trichobilharzia szidati
Lineage: Eukaryota; Metazoa; Platyhelminthes; Trematoda; Strigeidida; Schistosomatidae
Source: the annotation of a GenBank genome assembly
AUGAAUGGUUCCCUAUAUGAGGAUUCUGAUGACGAGUACUACGAUUGCCAGACAGAAGCUCGCUUCUAUGCUGUAGCUUCUCCUAGAGACAAGGGUCACGGUGAAGUUUUCGUCGACCCAAAAAAGGCUUAUUUGAAACUACGUGGAAUCAAGGGUGCCAGACUUAAACUAUUUAACAAUCAUAUUGAUGCUAACAAGUAUGCAGAUACACCAGUUGAUGAUGACAAACUCAUCAAUCCAUAUCCUGCCUCACCCAAACCUGACAUUGAAAGUAGCCCAUAUCCUAAUGUUACUCAGCAAACUUUAAUACGCUUCCGUUCUUUGAUCAGCAGUGGUGAUGUCCAAAGUGUUCAACGAAUGGUUGACGAAAACCCGAUGGUUUUAGUUACCUCGUGUGAUACUCCCACUAUAUUGCAAAUACGUUUUCGAUACAAUGCAUUUCAUGUGAUUGCUUCAAAUGGCAAUGUAGCCUUACUUCAUCUUCUCCUGAAUUAUUUUGAUUCUGAUACAUUUUGGGAACGUAUUUAUCCUAAUGUUAGUAAAGAAGCAUCUUAUUGGCGGCAACAAUAUGUCUUAGAUUUAUACUUGAAUAGUCCUGAACUCGGAAAUUAUGAAACUCCUUUACACUUUGCUAGUAAACAUGGACACAUUGAGUGUGUUGCAGUUCUAGCACGUCAUCCUUUAACAAAAAUUAAUCCACUCAAUGGGUCGGGACAAACACCAGCCGAUUUAGCUGCAAGUCGUUUGAUGAAUACGAGAGGAAAAUCUCAGUCGGAUGUAAACAGUUUCAAUGAGAUUGCUGAUCAAAUACGACAAAUUUUAGAUGAAAGUUAUAUUGUUCUAGUAGAUAUAGAAAAUUCAGGAUCAAGUAUAAUACAGACAAAAAUUUUACCACCAUUAGAUACACGUAAAUUUCAAGCCUUACUUAGUCAAUGCGGUAUUACAUCGAAUGCGUGUAGAACAUUUACCAGCAUAACUUCAGUAAAACCAUAUCCGACAGCACAAAACAACAACUCCUUGUCAUCAAAACAGCCUAGUGACUUGUAUGAGAGCAGUGCUAUUCAAAGACAGUCAAUACUUGAUGAAUAUGACGGACAACUGAAACGACUACGAGGUUUUUCAGGACCAAUGCCAUCGAAUACAGCUGUUGAAUUACGAAAAAAAUGGAUUCAAUAUAACAUGCCCAAUGCUACUGACUGUAAGGUUUUUUCACGUAUACGCUUAAUUGAUGCUGAAAGAGGAUAUGAACGUCAAGGAAGAUAUCUGUCCCGUCUAUUCGGAACCCAAUGGUAUGAAUAUUGGGAGUUUUUAGAUGAUUUUAUUGAUUUAAACACUGAGAAGGGCUUAUUUGCUUUAGAAGACUAUUUAUCUAACCAUCAAUUAUUGAAAAAUAAAUACUCUUCAACAUUGAACAAUUGUAACGCGGAUGCUUUGAAUCCCACUAAUCAAAAUUAUAAUGGAUCAAAUAAUUGCAAUGCCAUUGAUGAAAUCAAUUAUUCACUGUCGCCUACAUCUACUCCACUUUUUAAUCAAGAUGAUGAUGACAAUGAUGAUGUAUUUCCGUGUGGAACACCAGUAAGGCGAUCCACAGCAAGUGUGAAUAAUACUGCUAGUAAAUCAAAUAUCGAUUUAAAUAAUAAUGAACGUUGGUUAUCUUAUCGACAAAAAAGAGGAUGUAUACAUGAUUUAAAUGACAGUUUAGAAGAAAGUACAGAUCAAUCAAAUUCAAGUAUUCUAUCACAUGAAGAAAUAUCAGAUAGCGAUGAACCGAUACCCAGAAAAGUAACAGAAAGUCCUAUUGUUGGAUUAUUGAAACGUCUAACUUUUCUAAGUCCACUUCAUUGGUUAAAAUCAACAUCCAAAGGAGGAGGAGGAAAUGAAAAUACUCAGACAUCUUUAGAUAAAUCAAUUACAUCGGAAAACAACACAUCUGCAAAGCAGGAACUUGUUAACAGCGCUUCAAAACCUGGAGUAACAAAUAAGCGUAGAAUAUCAGCAACAAGCAUCCAACGUUCACAUUCUUCCACAGAUGAACCUGAUGUGAAAAAACCUUCCCCUGAAAAGGCUAAAAGACAUUCAAAUCGCCAAGAAAAAGAAGACAACGACCCGGACGCCACCACUGCCGCUGCCGCCACCGUUUAUCUACCACAUUAUUUAAUUGAUAUUUAUAGAGCAUUACCAGGAAAUGAAAAUGAAUUAAACAGCUUUAAUCCACCGAAUUUAUUUGAAAAGAAGGAGAAGAAGAACCCUUCUUCAUCGUUGUCACUUUCACCUUGCCCCCACCCACAACCGGCAUCCACAGCUGCUGCCGCUUCUGCUGCUCUUGACAUAUCGAAAUUUCCUAACUGUUCCCAAUUGAAUGAAUAUAUACAUGCUCAAUUAUAUAAAACUUCAGUUAAAUCAUAACUUGCUAGCUAAUCUCGUAUGAUUAUUUUUUAUUCAAAAC